Molecule: messenger RNA, 2536 nt
Organism: Salarias fasciatus (jewelled blenny)
Lineage: Eukaryota; Metazoa; Chordata; Actinopteri; Blenniiformes; Blenniidae
Gene: cat
Product: catalase
Exons: 13
Coding region: 93-1676 (527 amino acids)
Biological process (GO): hydrogen peroxide catabolic process; response to hydrogen peroxide
Cellular component (GO): cytoplasm; peroxisome; mitochondrion
Molecular function (GO): catalase activity; heme binding
Source: RefSeq, a predicted model, not a curated record
AAGUCCGCGGGAUAAAGCGGCAACAUUUCUCUCCGCUGCAUCUGCUGCGUCCCGUGUGUCCGCCGCACAUCCGCUAGCACCGACCUACCGACAUGGCCGACAACCGGGAGAAGACCACCGACCAGAUGAAGAUCUGGAAGGACGACAGAGCCUCACAGAAACCAGAUGUGCUGACCACGGGGGCCGGCCACCCCAUUGGGGACAAGCUGAACCUGCAGACUGCAGGACCCAGAGGACCCCUGCUGGUCCAGGAUGUGGUCUUCACUGAUGAGAUGGCCCACUUCGACCGGGAGCGCAUCCCCGAGAGGGUGGUGCACGCUAAAGGAGCGGGAGCGUUCGGCUACUUCGAGGUGACUCAUGAUAUCUCUCGCUACUCCAAGGCCAAGGUGUUCGAACACGUCGGAAAAACCACACCGAUCGCUAUCCGCUUCUCCACAGUGGCCGGUGAGUCUGGGUCCGCAGACACCGUCCGGGAUCCCCGAGGCUUCGCGGUGAAGUUCUACACCGAUGAGGGGAACUGGGAUUUGACGGGCAACAACACCCCCAUUUUCUUCAUCAAGGACGCUCUCCUGUUUCCAUCCUUCAUCCAUUCCCAGAAGCGUAAUCCACAGACCCACAUGAAAGACCCGGACAUGGUGUGGGACUUCUGGAGUCUGAGGCCGGAGAGUCUGCAUCAGGUGACUUUCCUGUUCAGUGACCGUGGCAUUCCCGACGGCCACCGUCACAUGAACGGCUACGGCUCCCACACCUUCAAACUGGUCAACGCCCGCGGCGAGCGAUUCUACUGCAAGUUCCACUUCAAGACUGAUCAGGGAAUAAAGAACCUGUCCGUCGAGGAGGCCGACCGCCUGGCAGCCAGCAACCCGGAUUACGCCAUCGGCGACUUGUACAACGCCAUCGCCAACGGCAACUUCCCGUCCUGGACCUUCUACAUCCAGGUCAUGACCUUCGAGCAGGCCGAGAAGUUCCCGUUCAACCCGUUCGAUCUGACUAAGGUGUGGUCGCAUAAGGACUACCCUCUGAUCCCUGUGGGGAGAAUCGUCCUCAACAGGAACCCCGUCAACUACUUUGCGGAGGUGGAGCAGCUGGCGUUUGAUCCCAGCAACAUGCCCCCGGGCAUCGAGCCCAGCCCCGACAAGAUGCUGCAGGGUCGCCUCUUCUCCUACCCAGACACACACCGCCACCGCCUGGGGGCGAACUACCUGCACAUCCCCGUCAACUGCCCCUUCAGGACCCGCGUGUCAAACUACCAGCGCGACGGGCCCAUGUGCAUGUUUGACAACCAGGGUGGCGCUCCAAACUACUACCCCAACAGCUUCAGCGCCCCGGAGACCCAGCCUCAGUUCAUGGAGUCCAAGUUCCACGUGUCUCCAGAUGUGGCCCGGUACAACACUGACGACGAAGACAACGUCACACAGGUGCGAGCGUUCUACAAUCAAGUGCUGAAUGAGGAGGAGCGUGAGCGGCUGUGUCAGAACCUGGCCGGAGCGCUGAAGGGAGCCCAGCUCUUCAUCCAGAGGCGCAUGGUGGAGAACUUGAAGGCCGUUGAUCAAGACUACGGGAGCAGGGUCCAGACCCUCCUCAACAAGUACAACGCAGAGGCCCAGAAGAACAAACCGCCACGCGUCUACAGCCGUCCCGGAGCUUCAGCCAUCGCUGCGUCCUCCAAGAUGUGAACUCUGACCCCGUCCGCCCGUCAUCUGACAGCACGUGCACUAACGCCAUUACGAACCACGAUCGCCCACUGUGCCAGUUCUGAUCAAAAAGAAGACUUCUGAAGUGUGAAUGUGGUGGUUUGGUCGAUUCUGUUUUUUCUAAUCCAGUCAUUCCAGGAGGUGAAUUAUUCAGUUACUCAAGAGACUUAAUCUGUGGAAAAUUCAUUGGAAUUUCACUUCAGAGUUGAACAAUGAUGUUUAAAAAAAAAAAAAAAAAAUCAGUGUAUCUUCCAAGUCCAGUGGUCAAAUGAUUUUUGUUACUUUCAGUGAAUUAUCUGCAGCUAUGGAAUGUUUUUGAGCUCAGACUUCAAGAUGGUGAAACCGUUUGUUCAGCGGUGGUCAGACAGCCUGCCUUCCUUCUGCUUUACUGAUCCACAGUCAACAUGAAACGGCUAAAUCCCUCGUUUAAUGGUCUGAAAAAGCAGCUUGAUUUUUGUUUUCUCUCAUUUCCUUGUUGAUGCCUGGUUGUUUUGUCCAUUCGUGAUUUCAUGAUCAAAAUGUGACGAUGACUGAAGCUUGGCACUUUUUUUUUUCUUUUUUUUUUUUUUUAACUGUCUUUAAGCUAUGAUUCAGCAUCGUUUCUGCUCAUACAUGCUGUUUGCAGACAUGGCUCAUUCACGCAAUGAAAGUCCAACAUAACAUGCCUGUUGUAAAAGAGAGCACAGGCGUCCUCACUGGAAUACAAUGUCUCAUGUUUGCUGUUGUUGAACAAUCUCUAACAUGUUGACCUGAAUGUAAUUGAUUUCUUUUUUUGUGUUCUGUUCCAGAUGAUGUGUACACUUAGUGCCUGAAUGGAUUUAUAAUAAAAACUUAACAGCUUU